Molecule: messenger RNA, 1349 nt
Organism: Bolinopsis microptera
Lineage: Eukaryota; Metazoa; Ctenophora; Tentaculata; Lobata; Bolinopsidae
Product: growth factor receptor-bound protein 2-like
Exons: 6
Coding region: 10-651 (213 amino acids)
Biological process (GO): signal transduction; regulation of MAPK cascade
Cellular component (GO): plasma membrane; COP9 signalosome; nucleoplasm
Molecular function (GO): epidermal growth factor receptor binding; phosphotyrosine residue binding
Source: RefSeq, a predicted model, not a curated record
AUAAUAUAGAUGGAAGCAGUUGCUGAAUUUGAUUUUGACGGGAGAGCUGACGACGAAAUUUCAUUUCAGAUCGGAACUUUGCUUUUGAUAACUGACACGGCUCAUGAUGAGAACUGGUUUAAAGCAACACUGCACGGACAAGAAGGAUACAUCCCUAAAAACUAUGUCAAGUUUACUUUGCCAUGCUGGUUUUGGAGGCAUGUAAGUCGAGGGGAAGCAGAGAAACUAUUAACAGGCAAGGGAACACAAGCUGGAGCCUUCUGUGUCAGGCGGAGCGAGAGUGUGCAAGGAGCAUACUCUCUGUCAGUGAAAAGCUCCCGAGAUAUUGUACAACACUUCAAAAUACUUCCGGACAAAGAGGGACUAUAUUACAUCUGGUUAAAGAAGUUUAAAUCACUGGAUGCUCUCGUUGAUUACUACAAGGCACAUUCCAUAACGACCAAGUCCCCGCUUUUCCUUAAAGAUCCACCUCACAGAAUAAAACGGUGUAAAGUGUUAUUUGACUUCAGUCCAGAGGAGGGGGGUGAACUGAUGCUGAAGAAAGGUCAAGAGGUGCACAUUCUUGAAGACAGUGAUCCAAACUGGUGGAGGGGGAGUUCAAACGGGAAAACGGGAAUAUUUCCCGCCAACUAUGUUACCACUGUUGAAUGAACUUUCCUAUUAAACAUAUUGAAUAAGAUAACAAAUUUAACAGACUGAAAAUCACAGAGUUGUUUAUACUGAACGGACUCACAGCCAGUUGACACAGCCAUUAUAAAUGUACUUGUCUUAACUUAACAAAAUUAACGAUUGUAUAGUACUCAAGAAAGGGUUGCAAGUGAAUUGACGUCGUUUCAUGCUCAUUGUACCUUUGUACGUAUGUAAGAUAAAAGAGUGAUGCGUGUCUAAGAUUUGUUAGUCUUCUGAAGGGAAUUUGUAGGCAGCUUAAGCAGCAUUUUUAAUAUUGGUAAUAUUUCAGAUAAAUUAUUUGUAUACGAGUGCACGUUUAAAGUAUACGCGUCUUGUACCAUUAUUUCUACUUUUUACAUAUUUAAGAGCAAGAAUUUCAAUACUGUUAUUUUAUAACUUUUAUACUGAGAAUGUUGAAGUUUGCUCAAAUCAACUGGUUUAUUGCGGCUGUUCCUUAUUAACUUGAAGUUGAUGAGAUUGGAGAUUGAGCUCGAUUAUUCGUUACUGGUAAUUCGAUCUAUUAUAAGUAUACUAAUAAAUUUUAUACUAUUAUUAUAACAAUAUGACAUUGCUGUAAAUACGUAACUGUUUUACAAGAGAAAUAUUUAAGUCACCAAAAGUUAUUUAAACGAUAUUGACAUAUUUUUGUACCAUACAAACAUUACAUCUUAAAUAAUUAU